AUGCCACAGAGUUCACAAGCCGACAAAUCCAGGCAAACAUCGAGUGGAAAGUCAUUCUUCGGACGGAAGUUGCACAAGGAGAAGCCGACCGAGGAACGAUACGAUAAUUAUGGAGGCUCCUAUGAUAGCCUGGCACCUCCGGGGAGCGCCGCGGGCUCACGCUCGUCCCGCUAUUCGAAGCGGUCUUCUAUUCAAUCUGUCGAUAUGACCCAGGAUUUUGACCCAAGCAGCAUCGCGCAUACCUCAGGCGUCAUCACCUCCAUCCCCUUUGAAAGUCUCCCCACCGAUACCAGGACUCCGAUUCCAAUCGACAAUUCUCGCCCUGGUUCUUCGCGCCAUGAGCCUUCGCCUAAUCAUCUGGGCAAAUCGGGAGGUGACUUCCAUCAAUAUCCGACCGUGACUUCCACAUCUGCGCCAAAUGGGUACGCUUCACAUCCCUCUGGCCCCCGUCCGCCCCCACACACCUCAAACAGCACCUCGCACGGCACCCUGAGCAGCAUCAACUCUGGCGAUCGAGGUGCCAGACAGCAACAAUGGGGACGGCCAGGCAGCUCCGCAGCGAAUAGUGGGCCUAAUCAUAACACCUCUUCAAUUGAUUCGUCCUCAAACUCCCGCACUUCCCUCGACCAAGCCAGCAUCUACUCAUCCGUUUCUUCUAAUACGCGCGGUUCGAGCUACUUCUCCUCCUCAGAGAAUUCCGCUCGCACUCUUACAACCUCGCAUUCUGGUGACCGCACCAUGUUGCCCAGCUCCAGCUCGGGCCGUUUGUCAAAUGCGGGAUCCUCCCACCAAAUCUCUGUACCGGCUGCUGUCCCCCGACCACAAGAUAACUACCUCACUCGACCGAGAGAUGACCGCAUUGUGGACCAGUUGUUUCUAGAACUGAUGCAGAAGCGAGGAUGGCAGAAUCUUCCUGAGCAGGCUAAACGGCAGAUGUUGUCGUACCCCGCUUCAAAGAAAUGGACAUUGGUACAUCAGGAUCGUUUGACGGAGUUGCAAGGAGAGCAAAAGAGACGACAAAAUGCCCGACAAACUCAUGGUCACGACGGUUUGUCCGGUUUGCUUGAACGUGCUGAUGAAGAAGGUAGCCCGGAAUGGUAUGUGAAGAAGGUGAUGGAUGACACCAUUACAUCCAAGCAACUUGCUAGUUUGAGCGUCAGCUUGCGGACACAGCCAAUUAGCUGGGUGAAAGCCUUUGUUGAAGCCCAAGGUCAAAUCGCUUUAACAAAUGUCCUCUUGAAGAUAAACAGAAGAAAGGUCUCUGGUCCUGUCCCAGCUCCGCCUACAGGCGAUAAAGAUCUAGACCGGGAAUACGAUAUUGCCAAAUGUCUGAAAGGCCUGGUGAACAACAAGUAUGGCGCAGACGACGCUUUAGAGCAUCAAAAUGUGCUGGUUGCCCUCGUCACCUCGUUAUCAUCACCACGCCUGAAUACUCGAAAACUUGUCAGCGAAGUCCUCACUUUCUUGUGCCACUGGGGCGAUGGACAAGGCCACCAAAAAGUCCUGCAAUCGAUGGACAAGGUCAAGCAUGAUCACAACGAAACUGGUCGCUUCGAUGCUUGGAUGCGUAUUGUCGAGGUCACAAUUGACGGCCGUGGAAAGAUGGGAAGUCUGGUCGGUGCGAGUGAAGAGUACCGCAGCGGAGGCAUUGGCAUGGAGAACCUGCUCAUGGAGUACGCGGUCUCAACCAUGAUCCUCAUCAAUAUGCUGGUGGACAGAGCAGAAACGGACCUACAGCUCCGUUGCCACAUUCGCGCCCAGUUCACAUCAUGUGGAAUCAAGCGUCUUUUGACGAAGAUGGAAGGAUUCCAAUAUGAGGUUAUUGACAAGCAAAUCGAGCAAUUCCGCGAGAAUGAGGCCAUCGAUUACGAGGACCUCCUCCAGCGGGAAGGCAGCAGCAUGAAGGAUAGCAUUGAGGGCGAAGUCAAGGACAUGAGCGAUCCUAUGCAAAUCGUCGAUGCAAUCACAUCCAAGAUUAAUGGAAGCCGGUCUCACGACUACUUCCUAUCGGCUAUGCAACACAUGCUCCUCAUCAGGGAGAACUCUGGCGAGGAAGGGCUCCGUAUGUUCCAGCUGGUAGAUGCCAUGCUGAGCUAUGUGGCCAUGGACCGCAGGCUGCCCGACCUUGAUCUCCGGCAGGGCUUGACCUUCACCGUGCAGAGUCUGCUAGAUCGACUGCACACCGAUGCUGAGGCAAGGCGGGUCUACGACGAGUCUCUCGAGGCCCGGCAGAUCGCCGAGGCUGCCAUUGCCGAGCGUGAUGAGAUGCGGGCGCAGGUUGAGCUCGGCGCAGAUGGCUUAGUCUUGAAAUUGCAAAAACAAAUCGAUGAACAAGCUGGUAUCAUUGAGCUGCAACAAAGACAAAAUGAAUCGUUUAAGGCCGAGGUUGCAGAAGUACAACGACUGCGUGCUCAGGAAUUGCAGCGUAAUGAGCUGGAGACCCGAGAACUAUACCUUAUGCUCCGAGAUGCCCAGGAUAUUGCCGCUUCCAAUGCUCGAAAGGCCAACAACCCUGAGACGGUGGAGCCAGCAGAUAUAUCCCAGUUGCCUGGUAUCAUGGACCGCGAAAAACUCAUGGAACGUCUGGAACGCCAACUCGAGCGGACUAAGACCCAAUUCAAGCUGGAGGGCAAAGUAUGGGGUCAGCAUGGACCAUCUGACCGACUCCGCGAACUACGUGAGAAGAUGGAAGGCGAAGGAGAUGACAGUGAGGACUUUGCUGAAACUACUCACCGAAACCUCGACCCUGGCUCUUUGGGAUCUGUUUACCGCAAGCGCAGCCAUAUCCCUGCGAUGGACUCCACUUUUGUAGAUGAGGAGGACAUACCAGUGGAUAGCAAUGGCGAGCCGAUGUACGAGAGGCCUCGUCUGGUGGAAAUGCAUCGUCCUCGUUUGAACCCUGCCCAGGCUACCGGCUUGCUAGGCGAGAUUGCUUCCAAGGUUCCUAAGUUUGAUGCUGAAGAUUCCGAUGCUGUUGAAGGGGAACAUGUGCUAGAAGACAACGAAGCUGCCACAAAGGCUAUGCCGCCGCCGCCGCCUCCUCCAGGUGGCAAGAUUGUUCCUCCGCCUCCACCGCCAGGAGGUAUGGCUCUUCCCCCACCUCCGCCGCCGGGAGGCAAGAUUCUUUCACCUCCACCUCCACCAGGGGGCUUGGCUCUUCCCCCGCCGCCUCCCCCGGGUGGAAGCGUUGGUUUGCCUCCUCCCCCACCGCCUGGCGGAAUGGCUCUCCCACCACCGCCCCCUCCAGGUGGUGCCAAGGGUGUCCCUGGGUUGCCGCCUCCACCUCCGCCCCCCCGGUGGGAGAGCUGGAUUACCCCCGCCGCCGCCUCCAGGUGGUGGUGGAUUUGCUCCUCCACCUCCUCCCCCUAUGCCUGGAGCUAA
This is a messenger RNA of Penicillium coprophilum, 3381 nucleotides long. Its product is annotated as Diaphanous autoregulatory. NCBI's taxonomy places the organism in Eukaryota, Fungi, Ascomycota, Eurotiomycetes, Eurotiales, Aspergillaceae. Gene Ontology annotation, cellular component: cell division site; mating projection tip. Gene Ontology annotation, molecular function: actin binding; small GTPase binding. The record is from RefSeq and is a predicted model, not a curated record. The transcript has 2 exons. Gene Ontology annotation, biological process: actin filament bundle assembly; mitotic actomyosin contractile ring assembly; barbed-end actin filament capping. Bases 1 to 3381 code for a protein of 1126 amino acids.